UCGAUCAGCUUCUUCUCUCUUCCUCUCUCCGAUCUCGAAGCGAGCCUUAUUAUGAGGACGGCAGCAGGUUUCCACGAGACCGGUGGAACAAUUGAGGCAGCGGCGCCUUCCUCCGCCCCCGGCGGGCCCCACUCGCCGUGGCAGUCGCCGGUCCCCUACCUCUUCGGCGGCCUGGCGGCGAUGCUCGGCCUUAUCGCCCUCGCCCUCCUCAUCCUGGCCUGCUCCUACUGGAAGCUCUCCGGCUACCUCGACCCCGGCAACGAUGACGACGACGCCACCACCAACUCCGACCACGAGAAGCCUGCCGACGCCACCGCCGGCAAGGACCCCACCUUCCUCGACGACCGGUUCCUCGUCAUCAUGGCCGGCGAUCAUGCCCCCACCUUCCUCGCCGUCCCCAUUGCCGGCCGCCUAGCCGACAACACUACCACCUCCGCCUACGGAAACCUCGACGAAGAAGACAAGCAGCCGGAGGGUGCAGCGACUCCCCUACCCCAAUCCCAAUCCCAAUCCCAAACCCGAGAACAGUAGCCACAGAUUUCUCCCUUCACCUCUUUUCGGGUGCAUUUUGCAUGAUCCGGGAAUGUAAAUUUCUGAGUAAUAUUCGAGUCUUUGUUCACAUUCGUUCUCCGAAAUGGUCUUGCGGUACUUCAAAUCCUUCUCUUCCUACGUGAAGAAACCACAGUGAGAUAGAAGGAGAUCACGUCAUUGUAGUAAAUUAAGACGCCAUGAAUGGCGCUCGCCUGCACGCAGUUGCAGGAGUUACUGGCCAGGAGAAGAGAUCGUGUGGGGAGCCGUCGGCACACGUGUCGCGGCUGACCCUGGCGUCGCCUCCUCCGUGCUUGGGCUUUACGGACGCCGGCUAUUUCGACGGAUCCAUAUACCCCCUCGGGAAUCACCAGGACGAGGCCGUGCAUCGACCUCACGAAUCAAGGCUUCACGGAUCACGAAGCACGGCAUCAGAAUAAUUUUAAAGAGAUCAUAAAAUUAGAUUAACUUCUGCCACGUGGCUUGUAAUGGGUGUUUAUCUCAGUAAUGGAAUCACAUCGACUAAUUAAAAGGAAACUAAUUAUUAGCAUUAGAAGGCCCAAAUCGAUCGAUGAGUUAUUUGUU
Musa acuminata AAA Group (dessert banana) is the source of this 1113-nucleotide messenger RNA. Its product is annotated as protein GLUTAMINE DUMPER 3-like. The record is from RefSeq and is a predicted model, not a curated record. The transcript has a single exon. Gene Ontology annotation, biological process: regulation of amino acid export. NCBI's taxonomy places the organism in Eukaryota, Viridiplantae, Streptophyta, Magnoliopsida, Zingiberales, Musaceae. The coding region runs from base 52 to 531 and encodes 159 amino acids.